Messenger RNA from Lodderomyces jiufengensis, 1422 nucleotides. It is a transcript of the gene PHR3, whose product is annotated as 1,3-beta-glucanosyltransferase. Bases 1 to 1422 code for a protein of 473 amino acids. Gene Ontology annotation, cellular component: cytoplasm; fungal-type cell wall. Gene Ontology annotation, biological process: fungal-type cell wall (1->3)-beta-D-glucan biosynthetic process. The record is from RefSeq and is a predicted model, not a curated record. Gene Ontology annotation, molecular function: 1,3-beta-glucanosyltransferase activity. Lineage: Eukaryota; Fungi; Ascomycota; Pichiomycetes; Serinales; Debaryomycetaceae. The transcript is spliced from 3 exons.
AUGUUCAUCCAAUUACUAUUCACGUUUUACAUAAAAGGUAUUGAUUAUCAACCAGGUGGAUCAUCAGCAGUUUCAAAGGGAAAAGAUCCAUUAAGUGAUCCAGUUCAAUGUGCAAGAGAUAUUAUAUUAUUUCAAGAAUUGGGAGUUAAUACUGUUCGAAUUUAUUCGGUAAAUCCAGAUUUAAAUCAUGAUAAAUGUAUGACAAUGUUAGCAAUGGCAGGUAUAUAUUUAGUAUUAGAUGUUAAUUCACCAUUAGCUAAUCAUCAUUUGAAUAGGUAUGAACCAUGGACAAGUUAUAAUUUAUUAUAUUUUGAAAAUAUUUUUAAAGUUAUUCAACAAUUUUCUUAUUAUAAUAAUACUUUAGGAUUUUUAGCUGGUAAUGAAGUUAUAAAUGAUCCAAUAUCUGCUGCUGUUGCUGCUCCAUAUAUUAAGGCAGUUGUAAGAGAUAUUAAAAAUUAUAUUAGUAUUAAUUCUCCAAGACCUAUUCCUGUAGGUUAUUCAGCAGCUGAUGAUUUAAAUUACAGAAUAUCUUUAGCGCAAUAUUUAGAAUGUGCUGAUUCAAAUACAAUGGAAAGUGUUGAUUUUUAUGGUGUUAAUUCUUAUCAAUGGUGUGGUGAUCAAACUUUUUAUAGUUCUGGUUAUAAUAUUUUGGUUGAUGAUUAUAAAGGAUUUACUAAACCUUUAUUUUUUUCCGAAUAUGGAUGUAAUGAAGUAUUACCAAGAAAUUUCGAUGAAGUCCCUAUUUUGUAUACUAAUAAUAUGGUUGAUGUAUUUAGUGGUGGUUUAGUUUAUGAAUUUACUCAAGAACCAAAUAAUUAUGGAUUAGUUGAGAUUUUACCUUCUGGUGAUGUUAAAUUAUUACGAGAUUUUAUUCAAUUGAAAUCUAAAUUUGAUAAUUUACCUGAAUUAGAUUAUGAAUUCAUUAUAAAUUCAAUGAAAACAAAUGCUAAAGAUAUUCAAUUCAAAAUAAAAAAAUUCAAAUCUCCAAUUCCAAAAUGUAAACCAUCAUAUCCAAAUUUAGUUAUAUCUUCAGCAGUACCUCCACCAAUAGUUGAUGCAAUGAUUGAAUCAGGUGUUCCUAUAAAUAAUGGACAAUUUGUUGAAUUAUCAAAAGAUGAAUUAAAAACAAAUUAUAAAUUUUAUCAACCAAAUGGUGAAAUUUUAGAUACAUUAUAUGAAAUUGAUGUUGUGGUAGAUUUUGAAAUUGAAUCACAGGAUGCUCCAAAAAAGGGUAUGUAUGAUUCUCGUGAUGAAAAAGAAAAAGAACAUACCGAAGAAUCAACGACUCAUGACGUUACCGAAACUAAUACUCCAAGUGAAUCAUCAGCUGAACCACACCAUCCAAAUGCUUUUGUUGAUACUAUUAAUAAAGCAACUGAUUCAGUCAAAAAAUUUUGGACAAAUUUAUUUAGUCAAAAUUAA